Molecule: messenger RNA, 999 nt
Organism: Oryza brachyantha (malo sina)
Lineage: Eukaryota; Viridiplantae; Streptophyta; Magnoliopsida; Poales; Poaceae
Product: auxin-responsive protein IAA1
Exons: 5
Coding region: 111-725 (204 amino acids)
Biological process (GO): regulation of DNA-templated transcription
Cellular component (GO): nucleus
Molecular function (GO): protein binding
Source: RefSeq, a predicted model, not a curated record
UUGGCCUCGCGUCCCUCUCUCUACCUCUCUCUCUCCACCUCGCCGUCGCCGCGAGACCCAGCACAACGCCGGGAAGCGGGAAGCCUGAGACGGCCGCACAGGCGCCAGCGAUGUCGGUGGAGACGGAGCGGAGCUCCACGGAGUCGUCCGCGGCGUCGGGGCUCGACUUCGAGGACACCGCCCUCACCCUCCGCCUCCCCGGCUCCGCCGCCCCCGAGCCCGACCGCAAGCGCGCCUCCUCCGACGCCGACGCCGCCGGGGAAUCCCCCCUCGCCGCCUCCGCCUCCGCCGCCUCCUCCGAUGCUCCCCCGGCUCCCAAGGCGCGGGUGGUGGGGUGGCCGCCGGUGAGGUCGUUCAGGAAGAACGCGCUCGCCGACGUCGCCGGGGCCGGCGGCAAGGCGGCCAAGUUCGUCAAGGUGGCCGUCGACGGCGCGCCGUACCUGCGCAAGGUGGACCUGGAGGCGUACGCCGGCUACGACCAGCUCCUCCGCGCGCUCCAGGACAAGUUCUUCUCCCACUUCACCAUCCGGAAGUUCGCCGACGACGAGAGGAAGCUGGUGGACGCCAUGAACGGGACGGAGUACGUGCCCACGUACGAGGACAAGGACGGCGACUGGAUGCUCGUCGGCGACGUCCCCUGGAAGAUGUUUGUGGAAACCUGCCAGCGCCUUCGUCUCAUGAAAAGCUCAGAGGCCGUUAACUUAGCACCAAGAUCUGCUCAAUGAGGCAUAACCAAUGCUCUUGUUAGCAUGGACGGCUUGAAAGGAAGCGGGAACUUUGCUCGGCGGAUGUUCACCAUGUGAGAUAUGAACAUGUACAGUUGUCUCCUACUGCUUUUGGUUCCUUGAUGGUACUGAGUUGAGAUAAAGGUUGUAGUUUGGUUACUUGUCUGUAGUCCCUACAUAUAGAUCAUGAAAGCACUGAAGCUUGAAAAUAUACAUCUACCGUUUGUCUCUUUGAUGAAUAAGACCAUAUACGCAGAACCCGUUGUUCUUUGCU